This is a messenger RNA of Juglans microcarpa x Juglans regia, 780 nucleotides long. RefSeq lists its product as uncharacterized. Gene Ontology annotation, molecular function: zinc ion binding. Bases 1 to 780 code for a protein of 259 amino acids. The record is from RefSeq and is a predicted model, not a curated record. The transcript is spliced from 2 exons. Lineage: Eukaryota; Viridiplantae; Streptophyta; Magnoliopsida; Fagales; Juglandaceae.
AUGGAUCCCAAGUUACUUAAGAGUGAUGAUGGAGUAAAGACCUAUCGCAUAGAGGAUGAAGUUUGUGUGGAAGAGUUCACUAAGCCGGUUACAUACUAUGUCGACUUUAGUGAAAUAGAAAUAGCUGCAAAGCAUUCAUGUGGGUUAUUUCAAAUGAGGGGGAUAUUGUGUAGGCACAUUUUGGCAGUAUUCAAAUGUAACAAGGUUAAAUUUGUGCCAAAUAGAUACAUUUUAGAGCGAUGGAUGAAGGACAUCAAAAUGAGAUAUACGUUAAUCCAUAGCAGCUUUGACGCCGGGGAUCAACGGGCAGAUGCUAACCGAUAUUCAAGUUUAUUGAAUAUUUCUUAUAAGAUGAUUACUCUCGCAACGGGUUUAGAAAAGCAUACUGAGGAUGCAACACAUAAGUUAUUUGCAAUGAUUGACCUAUAUGGUGACAACCAAGAACCCCUAUCGAUGACGGUCACGGGUUCCAAUGUUGGUUGUACGACAAAGGACACGACUAUAUGUGGUAGUUCAAAGAAAGUACUCAGUCUACUAGUUGUGAGAGGGAAAGGCAGACCCCCAUCAUUGAGGAAAGCAUCAGGGAUGGAGAAAUGCAUGCGGAAACAUGAAUUGGGUAAGUGGAGUUUCAAGCGCAAAUCCCAUGAUACUCACUAUGAAGGAUACGUGUUCCCUUUGCUUGUUGAAGAGCAGUCAGAUUUUUGGCCAGAGAAAGACGUCGCCAAAGAAAAUGGGUAUGCAAAGAUAGCUCUUUUGAAACUGAUCAAUGGCUUUGCCUAA